Scaptodrosophila lebanonensis is the source of this 1890-nucleotide messenger RNA. RefSeq lists its product as uncharacterized. Lineage: Eukaryota; Metazoa; Arthropoda; Insecta; Diptera; Drosophilidae. Gene Ontology annotation, biological process: regulation of cell cycle process; negative regulation of transcription by RNA polymerase II; neuron differentiation. Gene Ontology annotation, molecular function: DNA-binding transcription repressor activity, RNA polymerase II-specific; RNA polymerase II cis-regulatory region sequence-specific DNA binding. Gene Ontology annotation, cellular component: nucleus; transcription repressor complex. The transcript is spliced from 4 exons. The record is from RefSeq and is a predicted model, not a curated record. Bases 1 to 1890 code for a protein of 629 amino acids.
AUGAUGAAUCCACAUUAUCCCGAGUGCCGUGCAUUACCAGCAAUCAACGAGACAUUUCCGCAAUUCAGUCAAAGCCGGCCAGCGAUUGCGCUGCUCUCCCCUCUGGACCUUUCACUGCGAGCUGCCAACAUUAUUCCCAUUACGCCACCAUCGACGCCCUCGCCGCCCCGCAAGCGCCAGAGAUUAAUGUCCGAGGAGAAUUACCUAUGGAGACCGCAUGCGAUGGCAGCGACGCAGCACCACGCGACGCUGGGUGGUGGCCCCGCUGCUCCGUAUAAUAAAAGUCAUUUUCAAGAGACGAAAAAUAACUUUGAGGAAAUUCCGGCGAGUCAAUCGAGCGUGCCACCCCCAGCCAUACACCCGAGCCUGGUCAGCACCCAGCAACAAGGGCAACAACUGCCCAGCAUCUACGUGGAAGAUGAAACAAUCGUGUUGACGGAGGACGAGGAUGAAACAGUUGUCAGUUCCCAUGACUACAAUGAGGACACAGACAUGGAAGAGGGCGUGAGCGACGAACAACAGCGGUCCCGAAGCAGACAGCAGCAAUCCGACAAUGAAGUCGAUGAUGACGAGGAAGAGGUCUAUGUGGAUAUUUUGAGCAACGACGACGAAGACGAUGACCUACAAAAUCCAUCGCUGCGUCUGCAAGCACAGCUGGUUGAAGCCAAGGCGCUGAAACGGAAUGAGUUGACCUACGACGAUGAGGAACUUCACAUUCAGGCAGUCGACGGCCUGGCCAGAUUGUUUGAACGGGACUUUUCUCAGCCGGCGGCAGAACAGCGAUCGCCGACGGAGACCGCAACUAUAGAGAACAGUGAUAAAAUCUACACAGACCUGGGCAGUGGAAGUGCGACUACGCCCGUGAACCCCACAUCAGCGACGGCCCCAAAAGUAGCGUCCACAGGCUCAGUAGCACCUCUUGCACCUCCUCGCACCCACAAACCCGAACGGAAGCGCACCAAGCUACGCAAACACACGGCAAUCGACGAGGAGACUAUCAGUCCCGUCUCCGGUACCAUCAUACGGAAGCUGCGCGACGAUGAGGAGCUGGUUGUGCGCAAAGGUGACAUUGAUCCGGCUUUCAACGUAGUCGAAAUCACCGAGGAGGCGAAGGCCAUAUUGGCCAGCAUCGACAACAAGAUUGGCGCUUAUUUGUGUCAGCUUUGUCGCACUCUCUACGACGAUGCCUUCAUGCUCGCCCAGCACCGCUGUCCCCGCAUUGUGCACAUCGAAUACAAAUGCUCCGAAUGCGAGAAGGUUUUUAACUGUCCGGCAAACUUGGCUUCUCAUAGACGUUGGCAUAAGCCCAAAACGGAAGCAUUGACGGGCAGUCAAGGUAAUAAAAAAUCAAGGCAGAAUGGCUCUGAUUCCACAGCCAGCAAUAACAGCAAUAGUAGCAGCGUUGGUCACCCGGAUAAACCUGCAGGCGAGGAUGCAGGCGAUGGCAUUUAUCCUUGUCACCACUGUGGGAAAACUUUCCGACGCCACGCUUAUCUGAAGAAGCAUCAAGCCUCGCAUCAAAUACUGGAAAAUCUGAAGACCUUUGAUUUCUUCAAGGCACAGAGUCAGCAGCAAACUGUUAAUGCAAACUUUUCGCAGCCCGCAUCAGCCCCAGCACCCUACACGCUAUUUAGUGGAGCCCAUGGCAGUCCCGUGCAGCUUCCUCGCCCCGCCGGCGUGCUUUAUCCCUCCCCUAAGAACUAUGCACAACGCUUUGCUGGCUUUCCUCAUUUCCAACCCUUCGAUCAACGCCGGCUCUACUCCCUGGGAGAGCUAUAUUUGUCGCAACACUUUGAGCGGUCCUCGGCCUUUCAGUACGUGCAGGCGAACCACUUGAGGCAGCUUUCGAAUGUCGCCAACAAUAUGCUCCCCACGCUGCCCGUUAAAUGA